GAACAGGAAUUGGCCACUAGAACACUACACAUCCAGUCAAAAAGAUUCUACUUGGAUGUUAAACAAAACAGACGUGGUCGCUUUAUCAAAGUGGCCGAGGUUGGUGCAGGGGGAAAGAAAAGUCGCCUCCUUCUCGCAAUGUCAUCUGCAGCUGAAUUUAGAGAUUAUUUGACUGAUUUUACAGAACAUUAUGCAUCAUUGGGUCCUACUAAUACAGAAAAUCCUCCAGAAGAUGGUAAAUUAAAAAGUGAGCUGAUUGUGAAAGAUAACAGGCGCUAUUAUUUGGAUCUUAAAGAAAACCAAAGAGGAAGAUUUCUUAGGGUUUCACAAACUAUACCACGUGGAGGUCCUAGGUCCCAAAUUGCUAUUCCUGCCCAGGGGAUGAUCGAAUUUCGAGAUGCCCUUACUGAACUUCUGGACGAAUUUGGUACUGAUGACCAAGAGCCUCAGAGUGAUUUGCCAGAAAGUCGUUCAAUGAGAGUUGAAAAUAAGAUGUUUUAUUUUGAUGUUGGCUCUAAUAGGAGAGGUGUAUAUAUGCGUAUUUCAGAGGUUAGAAAUAAUUUCCGCACAGCCAUUACCAUUCCGGAACGUUCAUGGGGCAGAUUUAGAGACAUCCUAUCUGAAUUUUCUGAUAAGUCGGAUAAACAAGAGAGGAGUGAUCGUAGUGACCGUAGUGAUAGAAGUGAUCGUAGUGAACGAGCUGAAAGACAAGAUAGUCAAUAA
Messenger RNA from Lottia gigantea (owl limpet), 723 nucleotides. RefSeq lists its product as hypothetical. The record is from RefSeq and is a predicted model, not a curated record. The annotation marks the transcript as partial. Gene Ontology annotation, biological process: regulation of transcription by RNA polymerase II. Lineage: Eukaryota; Metazoa; Mollusca; Gastropoda; Lottiidae. Gene Ontology annotation, cellular component: nucleus. Gene Ontology annotation, molecular function: RNA polymerase II transcription regulatory region sequence-specific DNA binding; purine-rich negative regulatory element binding; DNA-binding transcription factor activity, RNA polymerase II-specific. The transcript has 6 exons.